This is a messenger RNA of Gastrolobium bilobum, 864 nucleotides long. RefSeq lists its product as uncharacterized. The coding region runs from base 70 to 561 and encodes 163 amino acids. Gene Ontology annotation, biological process: ubiquitin-dependent protein catabolic process. Gene Ontology annotation, molecular function: ubiquitin protein ligase activity. The record is from RefSeq and is a predicted model, not a curated record. Lineage: Eukaryota; Viridiplantae; Streptophyta; Magnoliopsida; Fabales; Fabaceae. The transcript is spliced from 2 exons.
AAACUUGGAUGCAUUAUUUGGUGGGUCUCAGCCAUAAAUUGAGUUGAUAAUAGGCAGUGUAUAGAGUUAAUGGCUGGUAGGCUACCUGGUGUUGGGUUGCCUCCAAGGAAGAGAUCAGAGAAUCACCAUAGAUAUGAACACCAUGCUACCUACCGAGACUCCUACCUAAGGGAAUCAUUGGAGUCACCAUGGAUUUCACUUAGUGCCUUAGAUGAAACUGCUCUCAGGGCUAGGCAACGCCUGCAGAAGAAGCUUGGACACUUCUUUUCCUCCUCCAGGUCAAGUGACAGUAAAAAAAAGGAUGGAAAAAUAAGCCAAAGAACCUUCAAGAUUAAGGAUGCAUGUUUAGGUCGGAAGUUAUUAGACUGCUCAUGGUUAAUAUUACGGCCCAACAGGUUUAAGAAAGAGAGAAAAGUUUGUGCUGUUUGCCUAGAAGAUUUCCAGCAAGAGCAGCAAGUUAUGAACCUCAAUUGCUCCCAUAAGUACCAUUCAGCAUGUCUUCUCCCCUGGCUUGCAGACCAUCCCCAUUGUCCCUGUUGUCGAACCCCAGUUGUGCCCUGAUAUAUUUACUUGUCGAAGGGUAUGCAAAAGGUACCGUCUUUUUUCACUUCAUCAAGAAUAAUAAGCCAUGGAGAAUGGGGGUCUCAAAAGAUUUCUUCUUCUUCUAGUUUUGUACAUCAGUGAUAUAUUAUAAUCAGGGUGCUGCCUGGUAGAAAAGAGAAAAAUAUGAAAGUAGCUAGCAACCCAUUCAUUUGAGCAAAUUUCUUAUUAUGAUUGCCUAGGAUCUUAUUGACUUAUUGCUCUCUUACGGAAGUUUGAUCAGAGGAUAAAAUUUUUUUAACAGAGAAUACAAUUACUAAAAAU